Molecule: messenger RNA, 845 nt
Organism: Synchiropus splendidus (mandarinfish)
Lineage: Eukaryota; Metazoa; Chordata; Actinopteri; Syngnathiformes; Callionymidae
Gene: rpl6
Product: ribosomal protein L6
Exons: 6
Coding region: 3-815 (270 amino acids)
Biological process (GO): translation
Cellular component (GO): ribosome
Molecular function (GO): structural constituent of ribosome
Source: RefSeq, a predicted model, not a curated record
UAAUGUGCUUGGUGUUUCUGCAUCCCCAGAUGGCAGAGGGAGAUAAAAAGGCUGUCAAAAAGAGGAGGCACGCGAGCCGGAACCCGGUUCUCGCCAGGGGUAUCUGCCGAUACUCCCGGUCAGCCAUGUUCUCUCGUCGUGCCAUGUACAAGCGCAAGACCAAGGUCACUGAAACCAAGACGGAGAAGAAGCUGAAGCUGAAGGAGAGACCCAGGGCCACCGUCGUCAAGACUGUUGGCGGAGACAAGAACGGAGGCAGCCGUGUCGUCAAGCUGCGCAGGAUGCCCCGUUACUACCCCACUGAGGAUGUUCCCCGCAAACUGAAGACCCAUGGAAAGAAACCCUUCAGCCAGCACAAGAGGAAGCUGCGCGCCUCCAUCACCCCAGGAACAGUCCUCAUCCUGCUCACUGGCCGUCACCGUGGAAAGCGUGUGGUCUUCCUGAAGCAGCUCUCCAGUGGUCUGCUGCUGGUCACUGGUCCUCUGGCCUUGAACAGAGUCCCUCUGCGCAGAGCUCACCAGAAGUUUGUCAUUGCCACCAACACCAAGGUGGACAUCUCUGGUGUCAAGAUCCCCAAAACCCUCAAUGACAUUUACUUCAAGAAGAAGAGGCUGAGGAGGCCCCGUCAGCAGGAGGGGGAAAUCUUCGACACUGAGAAGGAGAAGUACCAGCUGACAGAGCAGAGGAAGAAGGACCAGAGGAAAGUGGACGCACAGCUGCUGCCCAUCAUCAAGAAAGUCCCUCAGCUCAAGGGCUACCUGCGCUCCUCCUUCUGCCUGUCUGGAGGCGUCUACCCACACAAGCUGGUUUUCUAAAUGUGUUAAAAUAAAGAGUUCCAAACGUCA